UUUUGGCUCUGAGCAACGGCCGCGCUUCCAGACAGGGGAUGCACCGCGCGGCGCGUCGGCGGGCAGCUCCAGCGCUCGCGUCUGGCUGCUCGGCCUACGCGAGGUGGGUGUCCAGCGAGGAGAACCAUGCCGAUGUCCCAUCGCCACGGGGUCUGCCCGCUGCUUGCGUCGCAGGAGGUGCCAGAGAUGGCGGCCUCGGCGCGGCGGCCCGCCCUGCCGCGGCCGCGCGGGGGGGUCGCCCGCGCCGGCCCGAGCGAGGCCAGCCCGCACUCGAGAGAGCGCGCGGCCCGAACCUCGCGCGGGCUCGUCGAGGCGCAGUUCCCCCGAGGCGGCGGGGCCGACGGCGCUGGCGCGGCGUCGAGCGCAGCCGCGGGCGCGACGCAACGCCGCGCGCUCGCCGGCCCGCCGAGCCCCGGCUGCGCGGAGCGCGCCGGAGCUGACCAAGCUGAGCUACCUUCAGGCCGCCAGCCUCCGACCUCGGACCGAGCAGCUGCGCUGGGAGAGCCGGGGGAACUUCGCGGAUUGGGCGGAAGGGGCGCCGCCUGCCCCUCCACUAGAAGGAGCAAUCGCACUGAGGAUGCGAUCGGGGACUUCUUCGACUACCAGUACUUCGAGGGGUCGCACUGGAGCCUUGGGUCGCGUCUGGCGUUGGCGGCUUGCUUCUUCAACCCGCAGCGGGCCCGGCAGAAGCGGGCGCGCCGCGCGGCUGCCCGGCGCGCCCUGCGCGGCCGGUGCCUGAAGCGACUCGGCACGUCAAGGCUGCCGACGCCGCCGGGGGCGGCGCGUCUCCUGCGCCGCUGGCUGGCGCGCGAGGGGGGCGGGGGCAUGGCCGUGGCAGUGCCGGCGCGCGUGGUCUUCUACCUGAGGCCGAGCGAAGCUCUCGGCCCCCGCCGCUGCCAGCUGGCCCCGCCGCUUCGAGGCGCAGGCGCGCGCCGCUCGAGGUCGGCAAUGCCCCUGCGCCCGAUGGGGGCCCGGCCAGCCUUCGAAGGUAAACGGGUGGAACGACUCGCGGGCCCUGGACCUCUCAGCUCACGACUGCAGGAUCCCCGCGCUGCAGGCCCUGCGGCAGAAGGCGCGCCGCGCGGACAACCCACUCUUCAAUUUCACGCAUCAGCAGCGGCGGAACCAGCGCAGGUGAGGCGGGCUGGCGCUAGGACUUCAGGACCUCGGGCCGCGGACGCUGCGCGGGCAGCGGCACGCGGGGGCGAGCCUCGUCAUCGGCCUCGGACGCGGGAGCCCGCCGGGCGCGCAGCGCCGGGGCGGAUGGGCCCGACGAAGUUCGAUGCGGCGCUAUCAGAAAGCAGGCCGGCGGAAGGAGCAGUUCCAGUACGUGCCGCGCGGCGUUCAGCUCGCCGCGGCACGAUGUGCAUCAUCGACGUUGACAUCCGAUACGGGAAGCAAUGCGAUCUAACAUUGCCAAGUGCGCAGAGACUUGUACGAGAGUGGCUGCUGGGGUCGCAAGUUGUCGCAGCGCUGAUGGACACAAAAUGUUCAAGCGCGGACCACCCCGGCUUCGCAGCGAUCAGUUGCCCCAUGGACCUCCAGAUUUUUGUACAGGUGAUCAGGAACACGCUCGAGUCGGAAACGUGCUCAUGACUCUCUGCGUCCGUUCUGAGGUUUUGCUCUCGUCUGAUCGUUCCAAGUGCGCUGGGGGGCCCAGCGACCAGCUCUGGCUUCCGCCUGCCGCCUUGCACCUGUGCGGAUCAUUCGAACGUAUUUUUGUGGUUUGGGCGUGCCGUGGCGUGAGCGAGCGAAAAUCGUUAGCGUGCACGUUGAUAUGUCUAGGUGCUCUCGUCAGUGCACUGGCCGCGUCCUACGUAACUACAGUCACAAGCCCCAUGUUGAGCUGCUCAGAAAAAUUCGAUUGUGCUUUUCCAUAUGUUCAUAGCCGAACCUUAUCCCAGAGCUUUGUGUAAGGUUCUCGCCCAUAGCUUUAAAGAUGUCCUGCCCGCAUUCGAAAUAGGUGGAUACUGCGACUUUUGAUCAUUUGCCU
Prorocentrum cordatum is the source of this 1993-nucleotide messenger RNA. Lineage: Eukaryota; Dinophyceae; Prorocentrales; Prorocentraceae. The record is from the annotation of a GenBank genome assembly.